AUGUCAAGAAGAGGCUUACGAGAUGAAGAAAUCGAACGAUUAUUGUGUGAAAUUCCAUCAGACGAGGAUUCCACUGUUGACACCACAGAUGACGAAUCUGAUUAUGAAGCAAGCAUUGUUGCGGAGGCUAUUGUGUCGUCUGAAGGCGAAGUUUCAGAGAGCGAGGAAGAAAGUGAGUCCACUCCGCCAAAACGCGCUGCUGACACAGCGCCAACUUGGGGACAACAAUUCAAUGCUACCUCAGGAAUGCAGUUCGACAGUGAAUCAGGACCAAGUGCUUUUAUUAGGGACAUUGAUGAUCCAGAACCUAUCGAUAUAUUCGAAAAAAUAUUUCCAAAAGAGCUAGUUGAGCUAAUCGUUUUCCAAACAAAUUUAUAUGCGACGCAAUCUGGCAAGUCUUUCACUCCAACAACUGACAAUGAAAUACGAACUUUCCUGGGAAUCAACAUUUUGAUGGGUAUAAAGCGUAUGCCAGCAUACAGAGACUACUGGUCUAGUGCCCCAGAACUUCAUGAUCGUUAUAUUGCAUCUCUGAUGGCAGUAAAUCGGUUUGGAUGGUUACUGAGGAACAUUCAUCUGAAUGAUAACACAUUGCAUCCAGAAAAAGGACACCCAGGUUAUGACAAACUGUACAAGCUGCGACCAGUGAUCAAGAUACUAUCUGAAUCUUUUUCCAAGUGUUACCAACCCAGCAAACACCUAGCAAUUGAUGAGUCAAUGAUCAAAUUCAAAGGCCGCAACAGUAUGAAACAAUACAUGAGAGAUAAACCCAUAAAGCGUGGUUACAAAGUGUGGAUGCUGUGUGACAAGACCUCUUACAACUUGAAAUUUGAUAUUUACACCGGAAAAUCAGCAAAGACUUUUAUAGAUCUCAGUGCAUGA
This is a messenger RNA of Schistocerca cancellata (South American locust), 882 nucleotides long. Its product is annotated as piggyBac transposable element-derived protein 4-like. The transcript has 2 exons. The coding region runs from base 1 to 882 and encodes 293 amino acids. The record is from RefSeq and is a predicted model, not a curated record. NCBI's taxonomy places the organism in Eukaryota, Metazoa, Arthropoda, Insecta, Orthoptera, Acrididae.